UCGGACACGCCUCUAUAGGCCACGCCCACCCAACACAGCCCCAGCCUUGGCCCCGGCCCGGGGUCCCCUGAGGUCACUUCCGGGGCGGGCCGGAAGCGGCGCGCUCGCGGUCGCGUUUAAACCGCGCAGGGCCGCGCGGCCGCUCUAGCCCCGGGGCCGCCACCCUCAGGAGCCCCCCGGUCACCGGGCCGGCCCCGCCAUGCCCAUCCGCGCACACUGCACCAUCUGCUCCGACUUCUUCGACAACAAGCGGGACGUGGCGGCCGUGCCGUGCGGGCACACUUUCCACCAGGCCUGCCUGUUCCAGUGGUUUGACACUGCCCCGAGCCGGACAUGCCCACAGUGCAGGAACCAGGUCAGCAAAAGACACAUCAUCAGUAAGCUGUUUUUUGAUGUUACCCUGGACGAGCAAGCAGCACCGGACGCUGAGACCUUGCAGAAUGAACUGGACAAGGUGAAGGCCCAGCUGUCCUUGAAAGAGAAAGAAAAGCGGGAAUGCCAGGCUGUUGUGGACGGGCUGAGGGACACUCUGGAUGUGCGCAAUGCCACGAUAGAGUCGCUCCAGAAGAUGCUGGGAGAGACAGAGAUGCUGUGCUCCUCUCUCAAGAAGCAGAUGAAAUUCCUGGAGCAGCAGCAGGAGGAUAACAAAAGUUCAAAGGAGGAGGCUCGCCGGCUGCGGAACAAGCUGAGAACCAUGGAGAGGAUCGAGCUGUUGCUUCAGAGUCAGCGCUCAGAAGUGGAGGAGAUGAUCAGAGACAUGGGAGUCGGGCAGGCAGCAGUGGAGCAGCUUGCAAUCUACUGUGUCUCCCUCAAGAAGGAAUAUGAGAAUUUGAAGGAGGCUCGGAAGAUCUCUGGUGAGAUGACAGAGAAGCUGAAAAAGGAGCUGUUUUCUGUCAAUAAUAAGUUGCAGAAAACGACUUCAGAGUUGGAGAAGACAAAGGAGGAGUUAAAAAGCACACAGAAAGAUCUGAAGAAUGCAGACAAGGAGAUCUUGAGUUUGAAGAAGAAGAUAGACAUCCUGCAGGACACUCUGAAGGUCCCAUCUGUAACCAGGGAAACACUCAGUCGGCUAGUCUUGGAAAGCCCUGCUCCCAUGGAGCUGCAGCAUCCCAAGCUCCACCGCCCGGCCCACAGCGAUGAGAUCAACCUGGAUGCCACGUUCGAUGUGGCCACCCCUGAACACCAGCCCUGCACAGCUCCCCUCGGCCCUGCAAAAAGGCAGAAGCUGGAUAAAAAGCCGCCUCCUGUGGUAAAUCUGGCGAAGAAAGUUCUGAAGGAAGCAGUGGAGAACGGGGAAGAUGAUCUGGAGGAUGAUGCUCUUAAAGGACUCUUGCCAGCAUUCAUCAGGAACUCUUUUCUCUCCAAGAAGCCAUCUUCGGGUGCUGUGCUGGGUUCCCACAGGAACACGGGCUCUGUGAGGAUGGGCUACGAUGGCAUGGGAGGCAGGACAAAGUUCAUAGAGCCAACAAACCUGGCAGAAAUCCGUCCAUUACAGGUUAGGAGCAAGAAGAAGGUCUCCAGACCAGCAUCUGCAGCUCCUGCACCUUCCUCCAGCAGCAGCAGCAGCCAGGCCAGAAUGGACACUUUCCUGCUAUGAGAGCCCCUGACUUCCUGGGAGAGGCUUGGAGAAGAGGCUGCAGGGCAGAGCACACUUGCCCAGAGCCUGGCACGAGGCAAUGUGCAGCCACCAGUGCCUGGGGUCCUGUUCACAAAGCACUGAUGCUGCCGUG
Messenger RNA from Melozone crissalis (California towhee), 1730 nucleotides. RefSeq names its product TRAF interacting protein (gene TRAIP). Gene Ontology annotation, molecular function: zinc ion binding. NCBI's taxonomy places the organism in Eukaryota, Metazoa, Chordata, Aves, Passeriformes, Passerellidae. The transcript has 15 exons. The coding region runs from base 200 to 1597 and encodes 465 amino acids. The record is from RefSeq and is a predicted model, not a curated record.